AUGACGGUUUCCGCAGGAUGGAAAGAGCUCGCAGAGCAGAAAAAGAAAGCGGUUGACGCUUUGAUCCCUGAAGAAUGGACGUUACCAAAGGAGGUACUGGACAAGUACGAUGCCACAAGCACGGAGUCGGUGCUAAAUGUGCCUGAGAAGUUUCUCAGCAAAAAAGAGUAUGACAUCACCGAGCACUACACAGUGAAGGAGCUGCUCGAGAAGCUCCAAACGGGCGCCUUUUCGGCGACAGAUGUGGUGAAGGCCUUUUCUCACAGAGCAGCAAUAGCCACUCAGUUGACAAAUUGCUGUACAGAGCUCAUGUUUGAGUACGGAGCCGAGAGAGCCAAGUUCCUUGACGAGUACCUUGAGAAGCACAAAAAGCCUUUUGGCCCUCUGCAUGGACUUCCUAUCUCGCUUAAGGACAGCUUCAACAUCCCCGGGUUUGACUCCACGUUAGGUUUUGUCUCGAAGAUCGGCAACAAGGCCGGCUUUGACACUGUCGGUGACUUUGCUAGACUGCUCAGCGACCUUGGGGCGGUCUUUUACGUUAAGACAAAUAUUCCGCAGACGUUGAUGACAGGCGACUCCGAGAACAACAUCUUUGGGAGAACCCUCAACCCAAGCAACCUUUCCUGGACGGCAGGAGGCAGCUCCGGGGGUGAGGGGGCCCUCAUCAAGAUGAGAGGCUCGCUUUUGGGUAUUGGCACAGACAUUGCAGGCUCCAUCCGGAUUCCGGCUCUCUGCAACGGCGUCUACGGCUUCCGUCCAACAGCAAUGAGGUUCCCAAUGGGCAACCAGACAGACCCAUCCAGAGAGUGCUUUGUCGGUGUCCUGGCCACUGCCGGGCCCUUGGCAUCUGACUUUGAGUCUAUCCAGCUACUUGUCAAAGAGACUCUUGACCAAAAGCCAUGGAACUACGACGCUGAGUGCUUGCGCUUGAGAUAUCAGGUCCCGGAGAUCGACAAUAAGUCUAAGCUCAAGAUCGGAGUCAUCUACGAAGACCCGGACUUGCCUGUACACCCUCCUGUCAAGAGAAUCAUUGGUGAGGCAGCUAAGAUACUCGAAAAGGAGGGCCACUCGGUCCAGAAGAUCACCUCGUUCCCCUCCUACGACGAUGCUUGGGCCCUUGCUUGGAGCUUGUUCCAGAGCGACCCAAAGUCGACCGCAUGGGAGAAUUUGAUGUCCACCGGAGAAAGAAUAAUCGACUCGUUAUUGCUUCCGGGCCUUGAGGUCUACGGCAAACCUCCGCAAGAUAUUGCCGAGCUUAUUGAGCUCAAGGAAAGAGUCAAGGUUAUGACUGAAAAAUGGCUUGAAAUCUUCAAGAACUACGACGUCAUCAUCGCCCCAGGAUCUCCAAGUACCGCUCCGCCCCAUGACGAAUACGGAAUUGCACCAUAUACAUGUGCGUGGAACGUGGUUGACUUCCCCGCCGCUUGCAUUCCGUUUGGCAAGGCCGACGCCAGCAUUGAUCUCGACGAUGGAGCACAAUACCCAGAGAAAUUGGAAAAGAUUUACACCCAUUAUAGACCGGAAGCCUUUGACGGCGGCAUAGGAAGCGUCCAAGUGAUCGCCCCACACCUGGAGGACGAGAAACUGCUAGCCUGCUGUGCGAUAAUCGAUAAAGCUUUGAAUAAGAAAUAA
Pichia membranifaciens NRRL Y-2026 is the source of this 1632-nucleotide messenger RNA. RefSeq lists its product as hypothetical. Bases 1 to 1632 code for a protein of 543 amino acids. The record is from RefSeq and is a predicted model, not a curated record. Lineage: Eukaryota; Fungi; Ascomycota; Pichiomycetes; Pichiales; Pichiaceae. The transcript has a single exon.